Bubalus bubalis (water buffalo) is the source of this 2775-nucleotide messenger RNA. It is a transcript of the gene TMEM18, whose product is annotated as transmembrane protein 18. Gene Ontology annotation, cellular component: nuclear membrane. Bases 103 to 528 code for a protein of 141 amino acids. The transcript is spliced from 5 exons. The record is from RefSeq and is a predicted model, not a curated record. NCBI's taxonomy places the organism in Eukaryota, Metazoa, Chordata, Mammalia, Artiodactyla, Bovidae.
AGUGGGAAAUAUCGCGAGAGGACGUUAAAGGACUUCCUUGUCCUAUCCAGGCGGGGCGGGAAGACGGAAAGGUGGUGGUGAGGCUGGGCCUUUCUGGGGACGAUGCCGUCCGCAUUCUCCGUCAGCAGGUUCCCCGUCAGCAUCCCCGCCGUGCUCACGCAGACGGACUGGACGGAGCCCUGGCUCGUGGGGCUGGCUGGCUUCCACGUGCUCUGCCUGCUGCUCACCUGCUUCUCAUCCCAGAGGUACAGGCUGCAGGUGGGGCACUUCCUGUGCCUGGUGACCUUGGUCUACUGUGCCGAGUACAUCAAUGAAGUGGCGGCAAUGAACUGGAGAUUGUUCUCCAAACACCAGUAUUUCGACUCGAGGGGCAUGUUCAUCUCCCUUGUGUUCUCUGCGCCGCUGCUGCUCAACGCCCUGGUCAUUGUGGUCCUGUGGGUGCGCAAGACCCUGGCAGUGAUGACUGACCUGCGGAGCUUACGGGAGCAGCGGAGGGCGCGGGCGCGGGCGCAGCCCAAGGAGGAGUGACUGCCCCACUCUGACUCCGAGCAGCCUGCUGCCCACACAGGCGUCUUCUCAGCCCCCGGAACACACACACGCAGACGCUGUGAGGACAGAUGCAGCCCACUGCGCCCUGGGCGCACACCGGGCCUGAGGGGCACUGGUCUCUCCAGGUAAACUGGACAAACAGCACUGCAGGGCCCUCCCGAGGCCCCGUGCGCACAGCCCCGUGCCGGUGUGAGCCAUCAGACGCCCCGUCUGCCUGGAGACAGGGUCUGAGCGAGGGGCAGUGCCACCCACGCCUGGGCAGACCCGCCACCCUGCUCACCCUGGUCUGUCUGCUCGGUGGCAGCCUCUCCGGGUGUGGCCACUGGACAGAACACGAGGGGCCACCUGCCUUCCGUCCAGUUGGAGACGUCGGGGUCCAUGGAGGUGGUGGUUAGAUGAGCCCCUGGUGUUGCUUUCAGGAAGGACAGUUACAAGUAAACAGUUUCUGUGGCAAAUACAGACGCUGACUGUCUCUGUGCUCCCCUCUUGGUGCCCUUCGGUGCCCUGGGCGGGGGCAGCAGGGCCACUGGAGCGGGCGCGCUGCUCCCCCGUGAACAGACUUCUGUGCGGGACGUCGUGGGUCCCGUCCCGUCUGGAGCUGCAGCUGCAGGCUGACCACUGAGCAGGGGCCCCCUGUCCAAGCGCAGCCCUCAGUAGGGACGAUGCUUGUGGCUCCUGGUUUGGGUUGGAGAAGGUCGUUUGUGCAUGGUCACCAUAAUUUUAACAAGUUAACUGAAACAUGGCUGGAUGGCCUCACCAAUGCGAUGGGCAUGAGUUUGAGCACGCUCCGGGAGUUGGUGAUGGACAGGGAGGCCUGGUGUGCUGCAAUCCAUGGGGUUGCAGAGUCGAACACGACUGAGCGACUGAACUGAAAUACACUUUUCAAAUUUCAACAAAUAGUAUUUGUUCAUAUGGAAGUAUUUAUAUUUAGAAGUUCAAAAGGUGACACUUUGACAGAUUAUGAAAUUACAUUUUGAAUCCAGAUAAAUAAAGUUUUUAUAGAUAGUUACAGACUCCGGGAGUUGGUGAUGGACAGGGAGGCCUGGCGUGCUGCAAUUCAUGGGGUCGCAAAGAGUCGGACACGACUGAGCGACUGAACUGAACGGAACAAACUCUCAGUAGAGAAACUAUUUACUGAAUUUUGACAUUAGUUUUAGAAGUGAAUAGAACUUCCUGGAGUAGAAAAUAGCAACCCACUCCAGUAUUCUUGCCUUGAAAACUCCACAGACAGAGAAGCCUGCUGGGCUGCAGUCCUUGGGCUUACAAAGGGUCGGACAUGACUAAGCGACUGAGUCCGUGUGCACAGAACUUCCUCAAUACAUCUUUGGAGCUUCUAACCUGACAUUUUUUCCAGUUUCUCCUUGAUCUCUUAAACUUCUGUAUGGAACAUUUUAAAAAUUGACUUAAAAAAUGUCACGUCACUUGAAGUCAGAUUUUAAACUUGUUGCAGCUGGCAGCAAGCCUCAUUGUGUAUUUCUGAGAAUUACCAGUUGAGGGUGCUUAAUGGUGUCCUGGCUUCAGAGGAGUCCGCCGCGUCCAGAGUAAUCCUCUGCGUGCAGGACCGAGCCGCCGGUUCCUGUGAGCCCAGGCGAUGGCUGGUCCCCUGCAGAACCUGCAGUCAGGCCGGGGCCCCCGGGACAGGACACACAGAUGGGAGCAUCCUGGCUUCAGCCCCACAGAAGCCAGGGAGGUUGUGGGGGCAUUUUCAGCCUCUGAUUAUUCAGUUUGUCUUAAUAUGGGACUGACUGAAUUGCAGUUUCCCUGUGAUAAUAGUGUAGUAUGGUUAACUUUGGUGUUAAUGACUCAUCAACCUAAAGGCGUGGCAUGGCCUUUUCAUUCACUGGUGUGUGCAGUCUGUUUUAAAAUAGUUAUGUUUUGUUUUUGCAAACACAAAUUUUUGCUUUUUAACUGUUUCUAGUGAGUUCAUAUUCAGAGGCUUAAACUGCAGUGUUAACACUGUCCUGCUUGGGGAAGUCCUACAAGCCAGAAUUGUGCCAGACCCUUCAGCACUUUGUCUGAAGUGUGCGUCUGUGGCCCCCUAUAGAGGGUUUGGGGUGCAUGAGCUCGCUGUGCUGGGGGUCUCUCGGUCGGUGAAGGAAGGCACAUCCCCAGUCAUGGCUUCCUACGGCCCCGUGUCACCCCAAAGCUUGAGCAAAAGGGUGUGUACUUGGAGCCACAGAAGGGUUCCUGGUUAUGUGAAAUAAAGAAGCAAAACUGUUAAGAUAA